AUGAACUCUUCCAUUGAUAAGGACAUGAGUGGCCUGUUGCUGCGAAAGACUGUAUCCGAUGUUACAGGUGAAAUGAACAAACUAGGCAAGGAAUUGGAAACCAAUGUUGAAUUGGAUGAUGAACUUCUUCAAGCUGCAGAAUGUGAAUGCUGUGGCCUCAAAGAAGAAUGCACAAAAGAAUACAUUACAAACAUCAGAAAUUCACAUUCUGGUAAAUGGGUUUGUGGGCUUUGUUCUGAAGUUGUGAAAGAAAGAUUAAAGCAUGAACCCAUCAUAACCAUUGAAGAAGCUGUAAGCACACACAGAAAUUUCUGUCAAGAAUUCAAUUCUACCACAAGACUUAACCCUAAACUCUCCUUGGCAUGUGCUAUGAGGAAUAUAGCCAAAAAAAGUGGUGAGAAGAGAAGAAAUAAUUCAUCCUCAUCAAAAAUGAUUACUAGAAGUUCUAGCUGUGUUCCAAGGAUUGAUUAUAACAUGAAAUAA
Molecule: messenger RNA, 483 nt
Organism: Fraxinus pennsylvanica
Lineage: Eukaryota; Viridiplantae; Streptophyta; Magnoliopsida; Lamiales; Oleaceae
Source: the annotation of a GenBank genome assembly